AUGGACCCGGCAUUUUUCUUGCAGAUUGAGGACGCGGUAUCCGAGCUGGAAGAGUUGAAUGCCGUCACCUUUGGUGCUGAUUCUGGUGACCUAGAGGGAGAGUGGAAAGUUCUCUUCAGCUCUUCAAACAGCCUGAAUGCCGGCACUUUUGGCCUGCUGAAUGGCGAAGCUCGCCAGGUAGUCAAAACACGAGAGCGCACGCUGACCAACACAUCCUCCUUCCUUCUGGGCUUGCUUCGAUUCGAGUGGGUCACAUCUUGGAAGGCCAAGGGCCCCCUGGGGAUGAUUCUGGGUCGUGAGGAUUGGUACCCGAUCCUGUUCGGGUUUCGAAUCGGCCUGGUGUCAGCCUCGACAGACGGCAUCGUGACCUGGCAAUGUACCUACACCGAUGAGGAUAUGCGCAUCUUCCGUGCCAGCAAGGAGAUGGAGCCUUUGGUGGUUGGAUCUGCGACAGAACUUCCCCGAGUCUUUGACAAGGUACGUGUUGUUGGCUAUCCUGUGGGUGGGGAUGCCUGCAGCGUGACGGAGGGAGUGGUCAGCCGCGUGGAGGACAGCAAGUCCAAGCCACUUGAGGAGGACGUUUGUGCGGAGGCAGCGGCAUAUGAUGACCGCGGGCGCCAGCAAGGACAACAGAUGGUGUACCUGGCAGAGGCCGGAGAUAAACUUGGUGCUGAGGAAGUUGGAAACGUUGUGGCGGUCCAGGUGGAUGCGGCCACCAAGAACCUGAAUGCACUCGGGAGCCCACCUCCUAGCGCAGAUUCAAGGUCGAGAUCCGCCUGGAGGGAAGAGGAGGCUGCGUCAGCGGCGUUCAGGGCAGCUGGUAGCGCUGACACUGAGGCGAACCCGCCAGUGGCGAUAGGAGCUCGGAACCACAAGGAGCUCGUAACCCUCGCCACCACGAUAGACCUCAUCGUCCGCAACGAUCCCCUCCGCGCCCUCGACAGCGUCUCCUUGGGCGCUUCAUCCUUCUGGAAAAUCCGUCCUUGCGAGAACGAGAACGUGGUCAUGGCGGACCUCAAUGUGCAUGCGGGAAAGACAGGCUGGAAGUCCACCUUCUGCGAAAGCGUCCAGGCCUUGCGUUGCCGGCGACUUCGGCUGCGGUGGAUAAGAGGUGUUGAUGCGCUUUUGGGCCGAGACCUGAAGUUCAUUUGCAACAGCGCCGUGGGGCAGUGGGAGCAAGCGCGCGGCAACGAUGACAGGCCAGGAGUUCCCGCUUACUUGUUGGCGGUGGUCCUCCGUGACCUUCUGCUUACAGUCGAGCUGGAGUCGCCCUUCCACCUGCCCAAAGUCUUUGCGUCGCAAUUCUCGACGCCGGCGGGCUCAGAGGGGGCACGUUGCUUCGGCGCAGGACGUGCAAAGGUAGGGAGCGGCUUGUUCACCUCAUCCGCUGUAGCGCAACCUGGCCGUAAGAACCAGUUCAGUGGUGGCCGCUCGGUGUCGAUGACAGCGCAGGCAGGAGUCCGCAAAGGUACCAAGGAAAUUUGGGACGCUUGGAACGCCAUGGAGAUGGAGGAUUGCGCUGCCCAGAUGAACAAAGGCAAAAGGUUCGGUCCAGGCCAUGACCCAACUUUGUGGAUUUGGAAGGUGCUCAUGAGCUACCGGUGGCAGCGAACCGGCCAUAUCACCGAGGCCAUUGCUGUGUCAAACCUCAUAAAGCGCUUGAAUCGUGCUGCAAACUCUGGGAACCAAAAGUUCCUCCUGAUGGUGGCCAGUCCGGCAGUGGUGAGCAUCAUCACGAAAGGACGAGCCUCAGCCCACGUGAAACUCGCCCUUGCUGGCCUCGAACAACAAAGUACGUCAGGUGAACUCUUUGCCGCACGGUGUGGUGACUUUGUGCUGGCCCGGGGCAAAGGAACUGGAUCACUCCUGUUGGCCAAGUCCGGGCAACGUGCUGGUGCGUCCGAAUCUCUUGUGAUUGAUUACAGCCAUGUGGGGACAGCCGUGGCAAACUUCUUGCGGAACUAG
Molecule: messenger RNA, 1965 nt
Organism: Symbiodinium pilosum
Lineage: Eukaryota; Dinophyceae; Suessiales; Symbiodiniaceae
Source: the annotation of a GenBank genome assembly